GCAGAGACAGGCGCGCGUACAUAGCCAUCGAACGUGGUGAUUCGUACGGAGGUGGACGUGUGAUAGAGUUAAACCGAGGCCAUUUCUCGCGAAGGAAAAAGACAGCGGCCGUUCAUCGCUGUCCUUGUUGUCUUCAUCAUCAUCACCGUCAUCUUUGUCGUCGAUGAGAUCGUCAACGGGAUUUUGUCGACGCUUCAGCGUGAAAUUUUCCUGCUUGACUCGAAGGUAUAUAAACAAUUAUAUGAGAACCGUCCAUACAACAAGUCCUGGCAAACACGAGAAUCAAAAACAAUCGUGAGUAAAUAGAACGAAAAGGGGGUACGUACCCUUACAGAACUCGCGUGUAUAGUCGCGCGGACGAUUGAAGUACGCUAGAAGCCGUGUGUAUUCCGAGAGUUCUACUGUAGAUGUGUGAGUACGAAGAGUACUAAAAGGUGGGGGAGACAGUCUAUACUUCGCGGACAUCCGGCGGGGAAACCGCAUGUAUUCGUACGAAGCUCUCUGAGAGAGCGAGGGAAAAAAAAGAAGAAGGAUCUGGCGCCGAGGGAAACCCGGGUGUUCUCAAGAGCUCGACAGAGACUUGAGAAGAGAAAGGAGGUUCUUUGCGUUCCGAUUGCCGCGUAUCUUUCACGUUCCCUUUAUUGUCGUAUUUAAAAGAAUAAAAUUGUAAUAUUACUUUUAUAGAAGUUGAUCCUAUUAUUUAUCGUUAUCCCGUAUCGUUGAUCCUCGUGCAUGCGUGCCCGCACGCAACGGUUGAAAUUUUCUGUACAAAUAAUAAGGGUGGUGGAAAAGAGGUGGAAGGACGUGACGGAGAAAGAGAGAGAGGUAUUAAGGGGAAAAGAGAGAAAUCAGAAACACGCCGAGCAGUGCUGCUCCCUAUUGGCGACGUCGAGUCGCGCUCCCCACCCGGGACAGUCGAACGAGGUCCGAAGGCGAGUUCUCGGCGUGCAGCUACGGUGAUUUUCCCUUACGAGAGUGUACGCACGAGACCUCGUAGCUCUGCAACACAUCACGUUCCGUGUAAACAUCUCUGUACGUAUAAUAUAUCGUGACAAGUAUCAAGCUAGAACAUCAUCCUGGAAACGUGAAGAAAUAUAUUUCAAGGAAAUCGAAAAACAGCCAGAAGGAGAAAGAGAUAGAAAGAGACUGGUAGUGAAGUCCGCUUUAUACGCGUGCUAUCGUCGAUAUUUUCUUUCUCACCGAUCAACUGUGUGUGCGCCGAUCGUGAACGCGUCCCACGCGUGUGUCGCGUAUCACCGCCGCCGGUGAAACCGAGAGAAUUCGAACGAGUCAGAGGGUAAAAUAGGAUUUCUCGCGUGGUCGGUCCUCUCCCGUGGCACGCGCGGAGAGGGGUGCACGGAGAAGUGAGAGAGGGAGAAGGAAAGAAAGUGAGACAUCGCUGGACGAAGAUAGAAGAGGAAAGAGAAGGAGAAAGAGAAUAGAGACUCUUGAGGGGGAGCGACAAAGACGUGUAUAGUGCACAUAGGCGUUAGUGCUGCGCCCCAACGGCCGUUCGUCGAAGCUCAGUUAUCACAAUGGCUUCCGUGAAAGACACAGCAACUUUCUUCGCGGAGGGCACAGCGAGUCAGUUCGAACACGUCCUGAAGCUUUAUCCGCAGGCCCUCAGACUCAAGGCUGAUCAUAAGACGAAAAAACCCGAGGAGCUGAUCAAGUUGGAUAACUGGUACCAGAAUGAGCUUCCAAAGAAGAUCAAGUCGCGCGGCAAGGACGCGCAUCUCAAUCACGAGGAACUCGUGCAAACGAUGAAGUGGAAGCAAAUACGUGGGAAGUUUUAUCCUCAAUUGUCCUAUUUAGUAAAAGUGAACACACCUCGCGCUGUGAUGGCGGAAACGAAAAAGGCGUUCAAAAAACUCCCAAACCUGGAACAAGCUAUUACUGCCCUCUCGAAUUUAAAGGGAGUAGGUACCACAAUGGCUUCAGCUUUAUUAGCAGCAGCAUCACCAGAGAAUGCACCCUUCAUGGCGGACGAAUGUCUGAUGGCAAUACCGGAAAUCGAGGGCAUCGAUUAUACCACCAAGGAGUACCUCAAUUUUGUUCAGCACAUUCAAAAUACCGUGGAGAGGCUGAACAAACAAACGUCGAACGGCAAAACAUGGAGCCCUCACAGGGUGGAGCUCGCUCUGUGGACCCACUACGUGGCGUCCGAGCUGAAGCCAGAGCUGUUGGACGGCAUUCCAGGCUCCACGGAGAACGGCAAUUCCCAUCCGCCCAGCAACGGCGAGGCGACAGAACCGUCGGACGACAGCAAUCAGGAAGCGGCACUGAACGGUAAGGAACUAGGCAGUAUUGAUCCGGCGGCCAUCGACGAGAACAGCAUGACCACGUCCUUCACCGAAGACUCGAUGGAUAAACCAGCUACGCCGAUUACAGCGGCCGUCGCCAGCGAAGAUACGAACGAUUCACUCGCCACGAACGACAACGACGACAGCAACAACACGCCCCGACCGACAGACAGCGAGGACACCGAAGACUCGCAGGACGUCCAGGAGCCGCCCACUAAGAAGAGUAAGAAGUGACCCACCGCCAGCCAGGGAGCCACGAAUACAAGCAACAACGUCAGCACCCUCGUGUCGGCCGCCAAUCUAACGCUGAUCGCAGCGAGGCGCUUCUAAAAACCGCCAGGGUCACCGAUCAGGGUCGCGGAUAGUAGACCUGUAGCCUACCAUCGCACCAUCACGAUCGUUUUUUGAUGAUUCUCCUUCGCUCCUGCUCUCUCUCUCUCUUUCUCUUGUAUCUCUCUUUCUCUCUCUUUCUCUUUCUCUCUUCCUUUCCUUCUCUCUUCCUACUCUUUCUCCAUUCUCUUUCUCCGUUCUUUCCUAUUUGUUCCUAAUUUUUCUUCUUCUCUUCUUUUCCUUCCUUCCCCUAAGUUAUUUAUCCGCAUUAAAUUUGUAAGAUUCUUCUUCUUUGUAUCCCACUCGGUCCUUUUUGGGGACCGAUUUUUCUUUUUCAUCAUGUUUUAUAAUCCAGUACAUCUUUCUGCUCUUAUCUUGUGGACUCUCCUGCUAUUGUUUGUAGAAAUUUUCCUCGAGAUCUCGUGUAAAAUAGUGUUACUGCAUAUACGAUGGAAAGCGGAAGUUGUUGUGUGUAAAAGCACCUUGCUGGUUUUUAGAUUCAUCGGGCUCAAUUGGAGGCAAAAAAAGAAAGAGGUAAAAAGCUCGACCGAUGUUUCGAAGAUUUCCUUCUUUGUUCUUAAUUUCUCUUUACUUCUUCUUCCUUUUUUUUUUUUUUUUUCUCUCUCCUCCUUUUUCUUCGCGUUCGUUUUACAUUGGUCAAUAGUGACCAAGUUUUUUUUUUUUUUUAGGUCAUGAACUUGUAAUUAGCGUUACAAGCAACAGUUGACGUAACUUUUAUACGAUGUGAUAAUAGUAAUAGUUACUUUCUUUUACGGGAGAAUCGUUCACUUUUAAGACUCCGAGAAAACUUCGAAUUGGCGGAGCUUUCUCACUUUUUUCUGCGGCGUGGCGUAGUUUUUAGGGAAAUAUAAUUCUCUUUUCUUUUUUCCAUCCGACCGAAACGAGACGAUUCCUCACGGUACUGCCUUCUGAAUAAACCCGUUCCCUCCUCACUGCUUAUUACGCGAUAGCAAAACGACGUAGUCUUUAAUUAAAACAGCAAGUCAUCAUUCCUUUUUACCAUGAUUUAUACCGGCGUUUUUGAAGGCCACCGAAAUACAAAGGGCGAUACGAAACGAUGUUGACGCGUGUUUUUAACUUUUUCUUUGUUCUUUUUGUCAGAAAAAAAAAAGAAAAACAGAAAAAAAAAAGAAAAAAAAUUGAAAAACUGUGAGUGGGGUGUGCGUAGCGAAUAAGAGAGAAAUAAGAAGGGAAGAGAGAGUGGGUAAAAAAGAGGAGAGAGAGAGAGAGAGAGAGAGAAGAUGAGAGAGAACGUAUAAAACCGGGUGUGAGAGAGUUAUCGAGUAACUGAUUCCGUGACCAGCAAGAAGGAAUAUAAUAAUAUUAAAAAAAAAAAUGGCGGUACACACACCGAACACACACUGAUAAUAUUAAUAUUAAUAAUAAUUAUUAUUAUAAUUAUAAUACCGAAUCAUUACCAUAAUUUAUAUAUCUUAACAAAAAAAAAAAAACUGCAUGUCAGAGUGAUGCAUGGAGCAAACCAAAUACCUUGUAAGUAAAAAGAAACUUUAGAAACAAAUAAAGGUAACGCUUUUUUGAGUCCACCAAGAAUAAAAAAAAAAACGAGAACGAAUGUGGCAAGUGGAUGGCAGCAGACCUGCACACGUGCAACAUACAUACAUACAUACAUACAUACAUACAUACAUACAUACACUUAUUGCAAAUCGUACUACACGUGCAUACAAAACGCAGUGAUAUAGCAUCCGAAACACGACAGAAAUGGACAUAUACACCACACAUAUACCACAUCAAGGUUUUUAUGUACAGGGAUUUAACUAGUAUUUUUGCAUUAUUAAGGAUUAUUAAUUAUUCGAGGGAAAAUGAAGACGCGAAGAAACGUGAACGAGGAAGAGAAGGGGUGAAUGUCGAUGAUGAUGAUGAUGAUGAUGAUGAUGAUGAUGAUGACGACGAUGAUGAGCGAUUGACAAACGAAACAAAAAAAAUAUAUUAAUAACAAACAAAGGGCAAAAAAAAAACGAUGACACGAGAUAAUAGAGGUAUAAAAAUGAAAUUAAAACUGAUAUAUAUAUUAUAUAUAUAUAAAAAUAGAUAUAUAAAAAGAGAAAGAGAGAGCGAGAAAAAGUGAAAAUGUUCAGGAAUGAGUGUACACGUUUGCAAGAAUGAAUGAGAGAGAGAAAGGGAGAGAGAGAGAGAGAAGCAGAAGAAUAAAAUAAAUUACUAUAGCUUGAUCAAGAACGUUCAUUCAAAUUUUAUAAAUAUACAUAUAUAAAUAUAUGCGUAUAUUAUAUAAUAUAUAUAGUGUAUAUGUAUAUAUAUAUUAUAUAAUAUAUAUUUAUAAUUUAGAACAGCGUGGCCCCCCUCAGACUACUUCAAAUACUGACCUUAUUAAUUAAACGACAAACACGCCGUGGCAUGUGUACUCGUUCGGCUGCACGAAAAUAAAACAGAAAAAAAAAAAAUAUUGGAAAGGGGAAGGAAGAUCAAAAGGGAGAAACCAUCCCUUAACACGUACUAUUUGAAUUUCUAUUGUGCUAUCAAUAAUGAUUAUUAUUAUUAUUAUUAUUAUUAUUAUUAUUAUUAUUAUUAUUAUUAUUAUUAUUAUUAUUAUUAUUAUUAUUAUUAUUAUUGCUAUUGCUAUUUCUUAUUAUUAUUUCGAAGUGGAUCGUUCCUUUGGAGAAAGGAAUGCAAAUAAAAUACAAAUUCUAUAUACGAUGUGUAUAACGAAGCAAAUCGACGGAUAAACACGAAAGAAAAAUAGUCACAUCGAUGACGUGUGUGUGUCCAUCGUUAGCAGUGACACAGGAGGAACCAUUUUACACAAUCGCGAGCAUUAUUUUACACAAAUUAAUAUCUCGGCUGGCAAAGUCGUAUAUUUCUGCGUAUAUAUACGAGAGAUAAAAUGAGAAACAGGAGAGUCAAGGACGAAGAUGGAAGAAGAAAAAAAAAAAAAAAUUAGGAAUGCAGCGAGUAUGGAUGAACCUACCCAACGAGAAAAAAAAAAAAUCGUAGUGAACUGUUCUAUUUAUUUAGCGCCUAAUUUAUUCCGUAUCAAUCGUUUCGUUGGCAAGGAAAGAAGAUAUAUAUAAAUAUAUAUAAUAUAUAAUGAUAUAUGUGAAAUAUAUACACAUAUUUCUAUAUAUUUAUAUAUUCAUAUGUAUAUAUAUAUAUAUAUAUAUAUAUACACGCGUAUGUAUGUAAGAGAAUUCGAGAAAUCUCACACGUUUUCAAACGAGGAAAGGAAAGGAAGUGUAAAGGAAGUACAGAAAUAUGUGUGAACUUAUAUUUUUUGUCUUUUUUUUUUUUUUUUUCUUGCGAUAUAAUUAGGAAGUAAUUGUAGUAAUUAAAUCGAUGAUGAUUAUGAACAUGAGAUUGGUAUACAUAUUUGUGAGCUACGAUGAUUGAUCAUAAUAGUAAGACGACGAUUAUAGUAAGACAAUGAUGAGGAUGAUAAUGAGGACAGUUAUGAUUAUUAUUAUUAUUAUAAUUACGAUCAUUAUUAUAUUAUUACUGCUAUUACUACUAUUACGAAUGACGACGAGUAUAGUUUUUAUUGUCUUAUAAACGUAAACGGAAUACAAUGUAGCGGAGUUGUUUGUUUUUUUUUCUUUCUUUUCUAUACGCCUGCUAAAUUAUUAUUCUCGCAUGUAAUUAUAUAUAGAGACAUUCCAUACUGAUUUCUUCUUGUUCAGUGUUGUUUCUCUCUCUCUCUCUCUCUCUCUCUCUCUCUCUCUCUCUCUCUUCUCUCUUCUCUUUACUUUCUUUUUUUAUCUUUUUAUCUUUUUCACCUCCAAGACGAGAAUACGCGAAAUAUACCGAGAGAAAAUCGCGGAAGUGAAACAUUCGGUCUUGAUUUCCGUGGACCGAAAAUAUCCAUCGAGAUAGGAAAGAAGCGAUGAUCUCGCAACGAAGUUUUCACGUCCCACGCAACAACAACCAGCUGUGUCGUUCCUUCCACGCAUUUCUAUUUCCCACGUAUGUAUCGCGCGUGUUAUGUAAACCUUUUUUUUUUUUCUUCUUUCUCUCAUUCUCACUCCUCGCGAUCUAUCGGUUUGUACGCCUCUUCUUCUUUCACACCUCGAGCGGAACGUAGAUUUUUUUUCUUUUUUUUCUUUUUUUUUUUUUUUAGAAAGAAAAAAUUUUCAAAUGACUUGCGAAACACGCGCCAGUCUCAGCGUGCGACGAACGAACGACUAAAAAGAUUGGGUAAAAUAUGACGAAUCUUUCUCGAUAGAAUAGAAAAUGGAUAGAUGAUCUGUUCAUCGAUACGAGUCAGAAUUUUAAAAUCGAUGAACAAAGGAAAGAAACAAAAAGUUAUAAAUUGCAAAAUCUUCAGUCAUUGACUGGAAGGAUUUUUUUUUUUCUUUUUUUUUUUGAAUUAACGAAUAUGGAAGUUACAAAAUCUUCUCUUUCUCUCUCCUUUGAUAGAAUCUAGACCAUUAUGGAGAACGAUCCAAUCUUCUCCAUUGCGUGCGAUUGGAACAUGCGGCGGAAUUUCGUUCAACGAGCGAACGAACGACGCGAGAUUUGGCGGAAGUUGACCUGCCCCCAAAGAUAGAUAUGCGUAAUAAUAAACGAUGAAAGGAAAAAUUCUGCGGAAAAAAAAAAAAAGGGAUGAGAUCCUUCGAAGAGGGAUUCUCGAACGCCUGUCCUCUGUUGAUCUCGCUUUCAUCUCGGAUCUUCUUCGACCACGAUUCACGAGAAAAAAAAAUAUAUAUAAUUUCGCAAAUGAAACAAAAGAACCUGGCUCCUCCAUCCGUGUUCUCACGUAUUCAUUUCUCGAGGGGUUGAAAGGAACAGCGAGAUAUUUUUCGCGAGAGACAAAUACCCGUUUCGAUCGAGCAAUUCGAUCUUACUCUGCAUUCGUUGGAUAAAUUGAAUUGGGAAUAUUUAAUAGAACUUUUUUUUUUUUUUUUUUUGAAUCGUAUUUGUCAAACGUUUAUGCCAAAUGUUAAUUUUUAUGUUAGCCCAGAUAUGUCUAUCAUUCUUCCAAAAAAAAGAUGAUUUUAAGAUAAUUUUAUUUUUUGAUUUCUUUACACUUCUUAUAAUAUUCCUCUGAAAAAGGGAUGACAAUUUGUUUAAGAAAAAGAAAUAAUUAAGUAGUAUUAACGUAAAAAUUCGUAUUUUUUAAGUUUAAUUAUUUUAAGGGAAUAAAAAGUCGGAGAUCUUUUUCCAGUUGAGUGAUAAACAUAUUUUAAUUGUGAAAGGCAAUUUAUUCGAGAAUUUUCAAAGACAAUUUUAUCUGCCUCAGUGGACCUCGAGGAAUGAAGAAAAUCGAUGCAAUAACAUCGUUGUCUCGUUUUCAAAGGAAUUCGUGACACGCAAAUUGAUAUCUUUCAAACGAAAACGAAACAUGGUGAUCUCUGGUGAUCGAUCGAUGUCGAGGGUCACGAUAUCUCAGGUUUCAAAAAAAAAACGUUCAAAAUCCGGUGAUUGAUCCGAUCACCUUAAUAAACUGCCAUUUAAUGUUACUAAUUAAGCGAUCGUAAUGAACGGAGAUGAUGCGUGGAAUAUCCGAAUAAUCGGGUUGAAAGCGUGUAAACUUACAGACAUUGCCUAUAGAUAUAUUAUCUGCGUACCAGAUAUUUAGAUUUCAAUAAGAAGUCUGAAUGUUCGUACAGAAAUUUGUGGUGAAAAAAAUUUCUAUAAGUAAUAAACGUAAGUCGUAUGAACUGCCUGUAUAAGAUUAUAUUUUCUGUUUUCUACACGGAAGGCAAGAAAAAGAUAAUUUAAUCUCUCGUCCUCGAGGUCUAAGAAAAUAUAUAUAAAUUAUUUUUUCUUUCUUUAUUAAUUAAACGAAUCAGAGAAAAUUAACUAAUGUACACAUACGAUUGUAUCUUUGUAUCUUUUGGAAUUACAUAUGUUGUAAAUUAAAGAAAAAAAAAGUGAAAAAUAUGUGCCACUAUUUCUAUAAGGGAUUAAAUCUCAAUACACACACACACACACACACUUGUCAACCAAUCCUAAAUAAUCGAAGUGUCGUACGUAUUUAUUUAACUAUCGCGUACGCGUUUCGUUGUUUUAAUUAAUGUACUCUUCAUUUUCUUGCAGAAUCUAUUUUUCAAAACCUUGCCAUCUUUGAUAUCGAUUGCAUAUCUGUAUACAAUGUCUAUAACUUUGUACACGCUUCCAAUUUCAUUUUUCGCGGAAACGAGAAACGAGAAUCGAAGAAGAAGAAGAGAGAGAAAAAAAAAGAAAA
Apis cerana (Asiatic honeybee) is the source of this 8811-nucleotide messenger RNA. RefSeq names its product protein amun (gene Amun). NCBI's taxonomy places the organism in Eukaryota, Metazoa, Arthropoda, Insecta, Hymenoptera, Apidae. The record is from RefSeq and is a predicted model, not a curated record.